AUGGCUGCCCUUCAGCCAUUGGCUGAGGGGCAAGGCGCCUCUCCUUCAGCAAGGAAAUCCUUCUCUCAGUUGUUCUCCCAACCUUCAUCCUCACCCAUUCAAAUUCGGCCAGUGACAUCCUACAAGGGUGAGACUGCUGUGAUUUUUCCAGGAAUGAUGCGGAUAGAUUGGCAGUGCCUUUUCACUGGGCUUUGGUUGGAAAGUUCUCACACGGUGGAUUUCAAUAGACUAUGGACACGAGGGAUUUGGCAAUUGGGUAGAUUUCCGAUGAGAGUGUUUCGGUGGACAAGGGACUUCCAUGUUCAGAAAGAAUCCUCCCUAGCUCCAGUUUGGGCAACAUUACCAGCUUUGCCAGUACACUUCUUCGAUAAACAUUCCUUGUUUUCCAUCCUUUCUCUAGUAGGGAAGCCAUUGUUUUUGGAUGCGGCAACGGCAGCACGCACAGGCCCUAGUGUGGCUUGGGUAUGUGUGGAAGUGCACUUGGUAAAACCCAUCUGUUCCAGAGUUUGGGUGGCAGUGGAGGGUGAGGUAGGUUUCUGGCAACAGAUUGUCAUAGACGAUCUUCCUUCGUAUUGUUCAAAGUGUUGGCGGCUGGGUCAUUCUGUUGGUGACUGUAAGAGGGAGGACUUUGUCAGUCGCCAAGUAUCCAAAAGCACUACGGUGGCAUCGCAAGUACCCCAGGCUGUUGCAGACGGUAAGAUGCAGGUGGAGGUCUCGGUUAAGGAGACCCAUGUAGCUACAAAUCUUCGGGAGGAGGCUCCGCUAGUGCUGAAGGAUGUAGGGAAGAUCCAGUGCUUAUGCUCAUGA
This is a messenger RNA of Coffea arabica (coffee), 807 nucleotides long. The record is from RefSeq and is a predicted model, not a curated record. Lineage: Eukaryota; Viridiplantae; Streptophyta; Magnoliopsida; Gentianales; Rubiaceae.